This is a messenger RNA of Hyaloscypha bicolor E, 3319 nucleotides long. RefSeq names its product ankyrin. NCBI's taxonomy places the organism in Eukaryota, Fungi, Ascomycota, Leotiomycetes, Helotiales, Hyaloscyphaceae. The record is from RefSeq and is a predicted model, not a curated record. Gene Ontology annotation, molecular function: protein binding. Bases 418 to 2895 code for a protein of 825 amino acids. The transcript has 4 exons.
CUCGUUUCUUUCAUGUCUUCAAUACUUCAAUUCUUCUAGAACCCAACCUGGAUCAAGUGUCUGAGACAUUUCCCGUUCUUCGGUCAUCAUAAGCUUCGAAUUCCCGUGUCAUUAUGAAGAGAUCGUGCUCGAAUACCAUUCCCUCGUCUUCAAAGCGCCAUUAGGCAGCCACAUGCGGAAAUCUCCAGUCGAGUUCGGAUCCUCCCAUGAGAUUCUCGAAGCUCGUAUUUUUUACCCAUCCCCUUGAAACAAAGACUCGACGAAUUGGAACUUUCACAAGCGUGUAUUGGCCGUCACGGUGUUCAGGACUGCUGCAAGAUAAUGAGGUGGUGACCCGGACUCAAACUCGCUCAACUUGUCAACUCCUCAACUCCUCAACUCCUCAAGUCCCCAAACCCCAUCGCAGAGCAGCACACAAUGGCAACUGCAAGACAGCAGAAAUGGGACUGGGCCCCGCACCUGACCAAGAUGAUGGAGCUCUACAACUCUCAACUAUCAAUACCGGACAUCCACAAGGCGUUGCAGUGCGAAGGCUUCGAGCCAUGUCAAAGAUCCGUGUACCUGAAGUUCAAGUCGAUGGGAUACCCAACAGACCCCGUGGGACGCACAAGACUCCUCGAAGCAAAGCUCCCUUCAAACGCGCCAACCGGCAACGAACAAUUCAAUGUAUGGUCGAAUCAAUUAUCACCGAAUUUCUAUAUGGACGAACAAUUGCAGUCUGCGCUGUGCUCUCUGCCGGAGGAUCAAGCUCUAGGGAAUCCAACACACAGUUGGGAAUCUGGAUAUCCCAUGAGCAGCCCAACCUCUGCACCGAUGAUGGAAUUCCCAUCCCUCAGCAGCGGAGGACAUUCUAAUGGGGAGCAAUCUAAUAUGGCAAGCCCGGGGGUCAAUCAGUCUGCCGGAGGUCCAGCUCGCGCACCGACUUUGAGCCCCGAGACCGAUAUGCUAUCAUCGUUUUGGUCUCCUGGUGAAGGCUCCACCACCAACCUGGACGAAGCCAUGAGCAUCUUUGAGCAACCGGAUCUGCUUCAAGAUUUCACAAUGGAACUCAGCGGGGGCGCGUAUUUCGGAAUAGAUACUGAUUCUUACGACCAAGACAGCAUCCCAGCAGGAGACUGUCAAGGCAACAAAGGUUCUGAUCCUUGGACAUCCCAGAACAGUGCAGUCUGGAUGCCAUCCCUCUCAGUCAUAAAGGACCAAACUGAAGGAUCAUCCUUGUAUGAUGAAGCCAUCGAAUCGUUCCAACGGAAGAGCGAACCAAACAAUGUCAGAAAUCCACUUCAACGCCUCGGCAGUUCGGGCAGCAAUUCAGGGGCACGCAACAGACUUCGAUCUUUGUUCAAGCCAAAGUCUGCCGCCUCCUCCAUUUCCUCGUGCGGCAAGAAAAGAUACGCCCCUUCUCAAUUUACAUAUAAUACGGACGACUCUGGAUACGCUACUGGUCAUACUUCAAGCUUGACACUCGAUCAAGUCCGACAAAUGAACAUACAGUCACUGAAAGAGUUCAACGGCCUAUAUCGUGUGGCUUGCCAUACCCUCCAUGAACCGCAAAGCAAGAACCAAUGCAAGGAUAUUCCAACCUGCACAUAUUGCCGCUACUCCUCUAUUCACAACUUAGCAUGGUCGGCACGUUAUCUCAAACUAGAAGUAUUCCUUAGUGAACUGAAAUUGGAGGGUGUCUACGACUUCUGUGCCCUCGACGCGGCAGGCAACAGCGCACUGCAUUAUGCAGCUGCAGGUGGGGCCGGGUACCAGCAUCUCAAGGCCCUGGUUGACGUCGGUGUGGACCCAUACAUUGCCAACACAGCGGGUGAACUCUUCAUCUACUGUUUGCGGCCAAUUGAACCUUUUACACUCGAACCGAACUCCGAUUGUCUCAAGAGCGAUGAUUUGAUCAAGCUCUUGAAGCUUCUUCACCAUGAUAGAGUCUUUGACUGGAGGGACAAUGACGGUCAGACGAUCAUGCAUGCUCUUGCAUUGAAAAUCACGGAACCAGAGCUCAAGGCUAAGAUCUUCAAAAUGCUGGUCGAUGCCGGAUACUCCUCAACAGUACCCGACCGAUUCGGCCGGACUCCAGAAGACAUCAUCCCCCUCACCUACGACUGCCACGGGCAAGUAAUCGACCAAGCACCAAUGAAACCUUGGCAACGGCACAGCACGCUCCCAGAGGAAGACUCCGCCGCAGAUGAAAGCCUCACAACCAAAGAAUGGCGCCUAGAGCGUGUCAAGCAAAUCAAAGCCCAAGACAUCGUGCUGGAAGCACGUUACCGCCCCUCCUACAUCGACCCCGAAACAGGUGAUAACGCCGUACAUGCCCUCUCCCGCCUGGAAUCCACCAAUGAUGUCCUCUUAAGACUGGAGCACUUCACCCUCAAAGAUGACAAACUGAACCUGCACAACCGCGAAGGAAACUACAUCCUCCUAAACCUCGAGUACUUCAUAGCCCGCGGCAUCGACCUCAACCUCCUGAAUCUCGAAGGCUCACACCCACUCCGCUCAUUUAUUCGUGAGAGACCAGGGAAGGGAAAGGAGACCGGCGCGACGAUGAGCAAGUACCUGGAUACGAUCCUUGGGAAAGAUCUCGAGGAGAGAUUGAGGAAUAAAGUGAAGGUGAACAUGAAGGAUCGCGAGGGGGCAACGGCGCUGCACAGUGCUGCAAUUCUGGGACGGCCGGACUCGGUUCGGAGUUUGAUUGAGGCGGGGGCUAAUGUCAAUGCGAGAUCUGAUAAUGAAUUAAGCGUCCUGCAAGCUACGCAUCAUGCGCUUGAUGAGGCGGUUAAGCACAAUGACCAUGUGUUGGUUUAUCUAGUUAAAGAGGUCAUCUCACACCUUGAGCAUGCGGGCGCGGUGCUGGAUCCGAGUUCCCUUCUGGAGAGGGGUGUUAAGAGGCAAUAAUUGGCCCAGUCGACCAGAAAUCAAGAAACGUGGAAGGCUGUUCAUCAUAUAUGUUGCGUCUGCUGUAUAAAGGAGUUCAUGGAUAUUUUGGGUUUGUGUUAGGGUGUUUUCACGGUGAGGAAGUGAAUAUUGAAGCGUUGUGCGGAUACCCCUUCGUAAGUUUACCGUUGGCUAGCAUGAUAUAUCAAGCGUGGUCAAUUCACGGGGCGUCAUUUCGGAAGUGCCAUUCAUGUGUAUGGGCUAGGUACUCUUGGGUUAGGGAUAUAAGUCAAAAUCUAUAAUCUCUGAUAUCCUGGAACUUAUACUCCUCCUGACCAAGCCCCGUGGACUUUAUUAGAUCCAAUUGAAGUUUGUAUUUCUAAAAGAGGAAGGUUUAGGGUAAAAUCUUAUCAAAAUCUUCUUUCUCUUUAUUAUUCAAGAAGCC